GAGUGCUGGGAAAGGAGGAAGCGCCCAGGCUGGAGUUUUCGGUGGGCUUGGAGCCGCCAUCUUGGAUUCAGAACCUGUCAGUUGCUCCGAGGGGGAAAAGCCAGAGGUGGCGGCGGACGGGGGUUCCCCUCGCAAUGGAUACUAUGGCAAGCCCAGAAAAAGAUCAUUACAGAAUGAAAAGUUAUAAGAACAAUGCCCUCAAUCCUCAAGAAAUGAGGCGACGAAGAGAAGAGGAAGGUAUUCAGCUUCGGAAACAAAAAAGGGAAGAGCAAUUAUUUAAACGCAGAAAUGUUUAUCUGCUGGGAAAUGAAGAAUCAAUGCAAGAAAGUCCAAUCCAAGAUCCUGAUGUGAGCUCUACUGUACCUAUUCCUGAGGAAGAUGUAAUUACAUCUGAUAUGGUACAGAUGAUUUUCUCAGAUGAUCCAAACCAACAACUUGCAGCAACCCAGAGGUUUAGAAAAUUGCUUUCUAAAGAACCUAAUCCUCCAAUAGAUGAAGUCAUACAAAAACCAGGAGUUGUGCAAAGAUUUGUGAAAUUUUUGGAAAGUCAUGACAAUUGUACUCUUCAGUUUGAAGCAGCAUGGGCUCUUACAAAUAUAGCAUCUGGAACAUUUCUGCAUACUAAAGUAGUAAUAGAGACUGGAGCUGUCCCAAUUUUUAUUAAAUUGUUGAAUUCUGAACAUGAAGAUGUCCAGGAGCAGGCAGUGUGGGCUCUUGGUAAUAUUGCUGGAGAUAAUGCAGAAUGUAGAGAUUAUGUGUUAAACUGUGGAAUCCUUCCCCCCCUCUUACAACUCCUAACGCAUUCUAACAGACUCACAACAACUCGGAAUGCAGUCUGGGCCCUUUCAAACCUUUGUAGAGGGAAGAAUCCACCUCCAGAUUUCAGCAAGGUUCGUCCUUGCUUAGGUGUUCUGUCAAGACUGUUGUUUAGCAGCGACCCAGAUGUGUUAGCAGAUGCUUGCUGGGCACUUUCAUAUCUUUCUGAUGGACCAAAUGAUAAAAUCCAAGCAGUUAUUGACUCUGGAGUUUGCCGAAGAUUAGUGGAACUUCUGAUGCACAAUGACUACAAAGUGGUAUCUCCUGCAUUAAGAGCUGUUGGAAAUAUUGUGACUGGAGAUGAUAUUCAAACACAGGUAAUUCUAAAUUGCUCUGCAUUACCCUGUCUCUUACAUUUGCUGAGUAGUCCCAAGGAAUCUAUUCGGAAAGAAGCAUGCUGGACAGUUUCUAAUAUUACUGCAGGAAACAGAGCUCAGAUUCAGGCUGUUAUAGAUGCAAAUAUAUUUCCGGUGUUGAUUGAAAUUCUUCAGAAAGCUGAAUUUCGUACUAUAAAAGAAGCUGCAUGGGCCAUCACUAAUGCAACAUCAGGAGGGACUCCUGAACAAAUUAGUUAUUUGGUGGCAUUAGGCUGCACCAAGCCUCUUUGUGAUCUUCUGACGGUGAUGGAUUCUAAAAUAGUCCAGGUAUCCUUGAAUGGACUUGAAAACAUUCUACGACAUGGAGAGCAAGAAUCUAAGCAAAACGGGAUUGGUGUUAAUCCUUAUUGUGCCCGUAUAGAGGAAGCAUAUGGACUAGAUAAAAUUGAAAUUCUGCAAAGUCAUGAAAACCAGGAGAUCUAUCAGAAGGCAUUUGAUCUUAUUGAACAUUAUUUUGGUGUGGAAGAAGAAGAUGCAAACAUUGUGCCGCAGGUGGAUGAGAAUGAGCAACAAUUUAUGUUUCAAGAGCAGGAAGCUCCAAUGGAGGGCUUCCAGCUGUAACUCUUUAGACAAAUGGAAAAUCAGUAGGGUAUCAUGGUGAAUCCCACUUGCUGAUCAGUGUCAAGUGAAGAAAAAGUUCAUGAACUUAAGCUUUUUCAUUCAUUUUGUAUCUGUGUAUUUCCAUUGUCUUGUGUCCAGAGAUACUAAUCACAGCUUAAAAAUGUUACAAAGCUUGAUGGAUUCUAAAAUAGUCCAGGUACCCUUGAAUGGACUCAGUCAGAUUUCAGAUACUGAGUUUUCAAGCAGUUGGUAGAAAUGCAUCAUUAUGCAUAAAUCACUGUUGGUAUUAUGAAUUUUAGUAGUAGGGGUCAUGUGCCCAGUCUACAAUAAAUCUACCUCUUUAUAUUGGAGCAAAAAUAAUGUUCCAAACUGAAGUGUGACAUAUGAGCUCCUAGUAACAAUUAAACUUUGAAAAUGAAAUUAUUUAUUUAAAUACUGAAAAUAUAGUUUUGUGAGUGAAACUUUGCGAUAAACUGGUGAAAUAUAUUUAUAUUUAAAAGCAUAACACUUACUGAGGUGUGCUGCUUGUACAUGAUGCAAUGUUAAAAUAUUUGCAAAAAACCCUUUUUCCCCUGCUGUGUGAAAAGGGAUGGUAGCUAAUUUCAGUAUAUGAGUUUUGUAGUCCUUGCUGCCCCAUCAUGCAAGAAAACUUCCUCUUCCUCUUAUUUCUUCACUGACACUGCAGAUAAGGUUGCCAAUUUUUCUACUGGCUGCUGUAGCUGUGCCUUUAACACCAGGUUGACGUGCUGCAAGAUCUUCCUGCUGCAAAAAGUUUUAGCUUUUGAUAAUAUUGUCUGUCAAGCUGUUAGUAAAAGACACAAAGGCUGAAAAUCUUUUGCUUAUUAUAGUAAGUUGCAACUGGAAUGGGCCCGUUGGAUCAGUGGAAUUUGUGGAGGAGUUAACUCACCAAAUUUCCACUGAUUAUGUGAGCCUAUUCUGUUUGUGACUUACUGCUUUAAGCAGCAGUAUUUCAGCCAAAAGUAAACAAGACUGUGUUUGGAGAUUUUGGUCAUUUGCAAUCCUGAUUAUACAAGUGAGAGAUGUGGGAAUAUGUUUAUGAUUACUCUGUAAUGACCAUUGAAUGCUUCUGAGGAUGAGGAGGAGCUUCUAUAGCUGCAUACAAGGGACUAUGAACAGAAACUUCCAUGAUUAAUUUAAGUGUUACCAAAGUGUGUAUCAUUGCUUCUCCCAAUUUGAAGAGACCCUUGUCCAGCAGGCUGAGGCAAAGAGGCAGACCCGAAACCAGCACAAUCAGGGAG
This is a messenger RNA of Pogona vitticeps (central bearded dragon), 3013 nucleotides long. It is a transcript of the gene KPNA5, whose product is annotated as karyopherin subunit alpha 5. Lineage: Eukaryota; Metazoa; Chordata; Lepidosauria; Squamata; Agamidae. Gene Ontology annotation, molecular function: protein binding; nuclear import signal receptor activity. Gene Ontology annotation, biological process: protein import into nucleus. The record is from RefSeq and is a predicted model, not a curated record. Gene Ontology annotation, cellular component: cytoplasm.